GGCCACGAGCCGGGGUCCCAGGACUCGCUAACUCUCCAGUGGCCCUUCCGUCCCCUCUCCCGCAGCGUGCUGAGCUACGUGGCGGGCAUCGUGUGGUUCCUGGCUCUGGCUUUCCCGCCGCUGACCCAGCGCACUUACAUGUCGGAGAACGCCAUGGGCUCCACCAUGGUCGAGGAGCAGUUUGCGGGUGGGGACCGUGCCCGGGGCUUCGCCCGGGACUUCGCUGCCCACCGCAGGAAGUCGGGGGCUCUGCCCGUGGCCUGGCUGGAGCGGACGAUGCGGUCGGUGGGACUGGAAGUCUACGCGCAGAGUUUUUCUCGGAAACUGCCCUUUCCAGAUGAGACCCACGAGCGCUAUAUGGUGUCAGGCACCAACGUGUAUGGCAUCCUGCGGGCCCCGCGUGCUGCCAGCACUGAGUCUCUGGUGCUCACCGUGCCCUGUGGCCCUGACUCUACCAACAACCAGGCCGUGGGGCUGCUGCUGGCACUCGCUGCCCACUUUCGAGGGCAGAUUUACUGGGCCAAAGACAUCAUCUUCUUGGUGACAGAACAUGACCUUCUGGGCACCGAGGCUUGGCUUGAAGCCUAUCACGAUGUCAAUGUCACUGGCAUGCAGUCAUCCCCUCUGCAGGGCCGGGCUGGCGCCAUCCAGGCAGCUGUGGCCCUGGAGCUGAGCAGCGAUGUGGUCACUAGCCUUGACGUGGCUGUGGAGGGACUCAAUGGGCAGCUGCCCAACCUUGACCUACUCAACCUCUUCCAGACCUUUUGCCAGAAGGGAGGUCUGCUGUGCACGCUGCAGGGCAAGCUGCAGCCCCAGGACUGGACGUCAAUAGACGGGCCCCUGCAGGGUCUGCAGACACUACUGCUCAUGGUUCUGCAGCAGGCCUCUGGCCGCCCCCACGGACCCCACGGCCUCUUCUUGCGCUACCGCGUGGAGGCCUUAACCUUACGUGGCAUCAACAGUUUCCGCCACUAUAAGUAUGAUCUGGUGGCAGUGGGCAAGGCUCUGGAGGGCAUGUUCCGCAAGCUCAACCACCUGCUGGAGCGCCUGCACCAGUCCUUCUUCCUGUACCUGCUGCCCGCCCUCUCCCGCUUCGUCUCCAUCGGCCUCUACGUGCCAGCUGCUGGCUUCUUGCUUCUGGUCCUGGUCCUCAAGGCUCUAGGACUGUGGAUGCAGCUGCAUGAAGCCGGCGUGGGCCCUGAGGAAGCUGAAGCGGCCUCUGGACCCAGUCCUCCCCUCCCCCCAGCACAGGGUAUGGGGCUGGCCUCGCUUGUGGCGCCCUUGCUGAUCUCACAGGCCAUGGGCCUGGCUCUCUACAUCCUACCAGUGCUGGGCCAACACGUGGCCACCCAGCACUUUCCUGUGGCCGAGGCUGAGGCUGUGGUGUUGACGCUGCUGGCCAUCUACGCAGCUGGCCUGGCCCUUCCACACAAUACCCACCGGGUGGUGAGCUCACAGGCCACGGACAGGGGCUGGAUGGCACUGAAGCUGGUGGCACUGAUCUACCUGGCACUGCAGCUGGCCUGCAUCACCCUCACCAACUUCUCACUGGGUUUUCUGUUGGCCGCCACCAUGGUGCCUGCUGCUGCGCUCACUGAGCCCUGUGGACCCCGGCCACUGUAUGCUGCGCUGCUGGUGCUGACAAGCCCGGCAGCCACACUCCUGGGCAGCCUGUUCGUGUGGCGGGAGCUGCAGGAGGCACCGCUGUCACUGGCCGAGGGCUGGCAGCUCUUCCUGACGGCGCUGGCACAGGGUGUGCUGGAACACCACACGUACGGUGCCCUGCUCUUUCCGCUGCUGGCUCUGGGCCUCUACCCCUGCUGGCUGCUCUUCUGGAACGUGCUCUUCUGGAAGUGACGUCUGCUCGCUCUGCGGCAUGAGAACUGGUGGGGACUCUCUGAACACCCUCGGACUCUCCUUCCUAGGAAAUAAACAGGCGUCUGGUUUCAGCUGCCCCUGGGCUCUGGCCCACUGUCUGCAUGGGGCCGCAUGGCCUGUGGUCUUGGCUUUACUUCCUGGAGGGCACUGCCCUGGCCCAUUUGCAGGAGGGCCAACCUGUCAUCAGGGUGCUGCCAGCAGGAGUGAGGGCCCCGGCCAUGAGUGCCCUCGCCCAGCCCUGGAAGAGUCUGCACGUCACAUUCCAGCACUGGGUGGGCUCAGGGGUCUGACAGGAGGGGACACGCCCAGAGACCUACUGCAUCAGUGUGGUCAGCCCUGGGGCUGAGGGGCGUGCAGUGGCUCUGGGUAGAGCAGGGAGGGGAGCCCAGCCUCCUUCCUCAGGGCUGAGCCAGCCCAGGCCAGGUGCCUGCAGCAGGUGGGGCAGAGGCAGAGUUGGGGAGCCCGCCCACCCACCCGGGAAGCAGACAGGCCAGGAAUGCUGGCCCAGGGAGAAGCUGCUGAUUGUACCGAGGUCCCUGAAAGAGCCAGGACGUCUGGUGUCCAUUCUGGAGGGAAGAAAAGCAGCGUGCCAGGAACACACCUCUUCACAGGAUUGACGAGGCGCUCCAGCAGCACCCCAUGGGCAAGGGGCCAUGUGCUACAGCACCUGGAGGGCCACAUCCCAGGAUGGUGUAGGCUGGGAAGUCCUGGGAGGAAGCUCCAGCCCCUCGGGCCUGCCUCGGGGGCUCAUCUGCUCACAGAGGCUCCCCUCGACACCUGGGGUUCCCUGGUUCCACAAUGAGGGGGUCAGCUGGAACUCACUCCCGCCCCCACUCCCAGUACCAACACCGAGAGGUCUUUUCUCCGGGGCCUCUCUCCAGAGAGGUCAUUGCUGGUCACCUGUCAAGGGGUAUGUGCACUCUCCAGUGUUGGGGGGACAAGGGUACCAGAACCCCCACUGUGACAAGCAGCCUGUCUGGUCUGCUUGUCCCCAAGGUCUGGCUGGAACCUUGAGCUGCUUUCCGUGUUGGACAAGCUGUCUGGCUCCUGGGGCUGGGGAGACACUUGCGACCCCCACCCCACCCUCAGUGCUUCCGGGAACACCUCCCCGGCUGGCCUCUCAGGUCCCUCCCCUGGCAAGUCCGGCACCACUUGACUGUAGGCCUCCUGUCUCCAAGACACCCAGACACCGCUCUGUCGUGGUCUCUUCUUGUCUCUGUCCACGUGGGCUGGCAUCUAAUACAAAAUCCUUUUCAGGCA
Pteropus alecto (black flying fox) is the source of this 3138-nucleotide messenger RNA. RefSeq names its product glycosylphosphatidylinositol anchor attachment 1 (gene GPAA1). The record is from RefSeq and is a predicted model, not a curated record. The annotation marks the transcript as partial. Lineage: Eukaryota; Metazoa; Chordata; Mammalia; Chiroptera; Pteropodidae. The transcript has 11 exons. Gene Ontology annotation, cellular component: membrane; GPI-anchor transamidase complex. Gene Ontology annotation, biological process: attachment of GPI anchor to protein.